Molecule: messenger RNA, 258 nt
Organism: Aspergillus lentulus
Lineage: Eukaryota; Fungi; Ascomycota; Eurotiomycetes; Eurotiales; Aspergillaceae
Source: RefSeq, a predicted model, not a curated record
AUGGUAGCGAUGCUGGGCCCUCCGCCACCGGAUUUUCGUCGCAAGUCUCCCCACAGCCUGAAGUAUUGGGAUUCCUCAGGGCAAUGGAAAGGGGCGGUAGAAGUACCGCAUAAUUCAUUGGAGGACUCGGAAGAGUAUCUCGAGGGUGGCAACGAGAAGAUGUUUAUCCAGUUUGUUAGAAAGAUGCUGCGAUGGGAUCCAGAGGAGAGGCAGAGCGCCCGUGAACUUUUAAUGGAUCCUUGGUUAGCCACUCCGUAG